AUGGUCUCUUCUGCAGGAAACCCACUCAAGUCUGAUGAUGAUCUUAAGCUGAUGCUAGAGAAGCUCGAAUUCAUCAAGACUGCAAAAAUCUUCAGGCGUUGGAGGGGAUCAUUUCUCAACCGCUUCGAAAUAUUCUUAGAAGAAGACAAUAUAGUGAACGCCCAAGGGGCAUACGAACAGUUUUCUCAUAGCAUGGAGGCAUUCGCAAAUCAGGUAAAGAAAGUUGAAGCGUACAUAGAAAGCGGAGACCUUACAGCGGACCGUUAUUUUUCUUCCGUCAAGGCAAGAAACUGCCUGAAUGAAAUGUCUAAAAUGAUGGCUUCGGUUAUAGAAGAAAAAGAUGCCUUGAUUCCUUCUACAGUCUCAAUGGAAAAUGACAGCGGCUACAACAAGUUUCAUAUGGGAGCUGUUCUCAUUCGUGACAAUUUCGAAGAAUAUGGCCGACUGACAUAUUACGGAGAAAGCUUGCAGCACAUGAGAAAGGUAACCCUGGCCGAGAUUAUUGACAAGCAAAUUUUAGAGCAGAUGGACAACUAUGGAGCGAAGCUCAAAAAAUUUUGCGAUGUAAUGGCAGAUCUUGGCCUUUACGAAGUCAUGCUAAAAUGCCGUGAGUUUGCUUGUGUCGAGGAUAACAAGGAUGAUCUUAUAUUCCUCGACCUGAAAACUGGUGGAAUCGGCGAAUUGGAUCGAGCCGCCUGUCUCGGAAAACGUGUAAUCACGUCUACUCACAAAGAUCAGGAAGGUAACGAGAUUUUCGAAGAAUCCGUCUUAGACGACGAUGGCAAAGCAAAGCUUCUCAAAAUGAUACGCCAGAAUCCGAGGCUAGGACUAGGUUUUGGAAACAGCUUGAACUCCUUCCAGGAAGAGAGUCUCGCUACUGAAAAUGCAGAAGUUAUAAGAAGUAUGUGGGGUGUGACAUUGCGAAAGACACCGAGAAACAAGAAAGGAGAGGAGUUCAUCUUUCUCUGUCAGAAAACCGGUGUUUUCGGAGAACUUUCACGCAAAACGUGUUUAGAGGUGGCGAUCAUUACCGAAGUGAAGGACGAAAAUGGAGAAGCCAAAGUUUGCGAGUCACAGCUUGAGUUUGACGAAAGAGCGUCGCUCUUAGAGCAGAUCCGAUCUCUUCUUGAUUUGGGAGUGCUGGAACAGUGA
Phaeodactylum tricornutum CCAP 1055/1 is the source of this 1152-nucleotide messenger RNA. RefSeq lists its product with no specific name. NCBI's taxonomy places the organism in Eukaryota, Bacillariophyta, Bacillariophyceae, Surirellales, Neidiaceae. The transcript has a single exon. The record is from RefSeq and is a predicted model, not a curated record. The coding region runs from base 1 to 1152 and encodes 383 amino acids.